Molecule: messenger RNA, 540 nt
Organism: Funneliformis geosporum
Lineage: Eukaryota; Fungi; Glomeromycota; Glomeromycetes; Glomerales; Glomeraceae
Source: the annotation of a GenBank genome assembly
AUGAAAAAUCCAAUCUUAACUCGAGCAAUACAAAAACUUAUUGACUCAAAUUCACUUCUUACUACUAUCGAAUCAUGCACUGGAGGUCUUAUUGCUCAUCUUAUUACUGACGUUCCUGGAACAAGCAGUGUCUUUUGGGGUGGAAGAGUCGUUUAUAACAAUUCUACUAAAAUAGCUCUAGGCGUUUCGCCUGAAUUACUCCAAACCUUUGGUGCUGUUUCUCGGGAAGUUGCUCUUUCACUAGCUAAAAAUGGACUUCUUGAAAUGCAAAAAUUUUCAAAUAAUGAUAACCGUUUGAUUUGUAUUGCUACUACCGGUCUCGCUGACCCUAGAGAAGAAAACUAUCGAAAACUUGGGGGACUAUGUUGGGUUGGGAUAGCCUCAACUGCUCAUCCUCCAUUUGCAGUUCUAGUAGAAGCUUCUCCCCUUUCUAGAGAAAAAACAAAACUUGAAUUUGCAAUGAAAGCAUUGGAACUAAUUGUAAAAAGUCUUGAAUUUAAUGAUGUUAAUUCUGAUAAUUUUGAGGUAGCGAAAAUUUGA